Messenger RNA from Coniophora puteana RWD-64-598 SS2, 972 nucleotides. RefSeq names its product CRAL TRIO domain-containing protein. NCBI's taxonomy places the organism in Eukaryota, Fungi, Basidiomycota, Agaricomycetes, Boletales, Coniophoraceae. The record is from RefSeq and is a predicted model, not a curated record. The transcript has 5 exons. Gene Ontology annotation, molecular function: phosphatidylinositol transfer activity. The coding region runs from base 1 to 972 and encodes 323 amino acids.
AUGUCCAGCUCGCCCGUCUCCUAUCCUCUCCCGGUCCCCAACGCGACAAAGGCUGCCCCACCUGCCGAGCUGAGUGAAAAGGAGCAGGGCCUGUACAACAAGGUGUACGAGCACUUCACGCAGGAGUCGUACCUUCUUCCGGACUCCGAGGAUGGGACGUUGAAGGAGCAGGAGAAGAUGUGGCUUUCGUACGAAUGUCUGCUUAGGUACCUUCGCGCCGUGAAAUGGAAUAGCGCCGAAGAGGCUAUUCAGAGACUCGAGACAACUCUCAAAUGGAGACGAGACUACGGACUGUACGACACCAUCACUCCUGACUCAGUCCAACCCGAGGCCCUAACGGGCAAAGAAUUCCUCUUCGGCUUCGACACACACGGCCGCCCCGCGCAAUACAUGCUCCCCAGCCGCCAAAACACCGAAGAGUCGCCCCGCCAAAUGCAGUUCACCGUCUGGUACAUCGAACGCACGAUCGACCUCAUGGGCCCCGGCGUCGAGACGCUCGCGCUCAUGAUCGACUACGCGGACAAGGCCAAGAACCCGUCGCUCGCGACCGCGCGCACGUUCCUCGCCAUCUUCCAGACGCACUACCCCGAGCGCCUCGGCCUCGCGCUCAUCCUGAACGUGCCGUGGCUCCUGAACGCGUUCUACAAGCUCGUCACGCCGUUCAUCGACCCCGUCACGCGCACCAAGAUGCGCUUCAACCCUGUCGCGACCGCCGACGGGCUGAUAUUUGAGCUCGACCAGCUGGCGAAGUCGUGGGGCGGGGAACACGAGUUCGAGUACAAGCACGAGGAAUAUUGGCCGAAGCUUGUGGAGAUGUGCGAGGCGCGGCGAGCGGCGCUGUUUGAGAUCUGGAAGGGUAUGGGCGGAACGAUCGGGCUGAGGGAGUAUGAUAUGAAGAUGAAGUUAGCAAGCCAGAAGGACGAGCCUGCCGAUGCCGCCCUUGCUCAGGCUUCCGAGGCAGUGGAGGCUUAG